GCGCGGCGGGUCCCUCCCGGAUCGGCGCGGCGCAGCGCGGCGCGGCGCGGCGCGGCCUCCCUCCGCCGCUGCCGCCGCCGCCGGGACCAUGGGCUGCCGCCGCCUUCUCCUCCUCGCCCUCCUGCUCCUCCCGGCUGGCUUCAGCGAUGACGUGGCGAUGCCAUCGCUGAGCGCCAGCCACCCUCCCACUCCAUCCACGGGGAUUCCUACAAGGACAGAUGCCGUGUUUGGGACGGUGGCCUCCCCUGCCAUGAGCACGCCGCCGAUGUCCAGUGGGGCUACGGAGUGGGAGGGCAGCAGCACUGUCCACACUGCCACGGCUGACAGCACCGGCCCCUCCACGAGCUCCAGCACUGGCUGGGAGCCGUCAGCUGCCAGGAGUGCCCCGGCGUCCUGGCUGGCCAGCGCCGCCACCACCGUGACAGGGGGUGCUGCAGAGGAGCCAAUCACAGCUUCCAGCACGACGGCGGCCACCUCGUCCCAGCCUGGCACGCCAUCCCCGCCAUCACGCACCACUGCCGGCUCCUCUUCGGCGCCGCUUCCCAGCAGCGCCCAGCCGCUCCGGCCCAGCUCCUCCCCGCCAGUUCCAGAGAACACCCCAUCCCGUGGGACACCCACCACCGUGGCUGCUUGGCCGGGCCCUGCAUCGCCCCAAGUCACUGCCACCGUGGACAAAAUCAGCCCCACCACCAGCUUCGCCACACAGGAGGCACCGCGCGCCCUGAGCUCAGGCAGCGUCGUGGCCAUAACAGUGACCGUCAUCGUGAUGGUUGUGCUGGUCUUCGGCGUGGCUGCCUACCUCAAGAUCAGGCACUCCUCCUAUGGACGGCUCUUGGAUGACCAUGACUACGGCUCAUGGGGCAACUACAACAACCCUCUCUACGAUGACUCCUAGCGGAGGGGCCAGAUGGGGCAGAAAGACCCUUGUUCGUGGAUGCUUCUCUGACCGGUUGCCUCCCGGCACCGUGCUGCACCUGGCUCCCUCUCCACCAUUUCUCCCCUCAUUUCCCGAUGGAUCGUGACCCCAUGAGAAGCCCUGGAAAUGUGGAUGAGGAAGCGCCAAGUUUGGAGCCACACUACCAUGCACUCCAGGAGGGAAUACCAAUCCCCUGUGCUCAGCAGCACUGGGGGACGCAGCUACCAGCUGCUUGGUCCCACUAACAUAACUCCUGGCACUGCUAGCUAUAAAAUCCUCCAGAGAGGGGGGAAAAAAACUCACCCUGUCCCUCCUCGCUCUCCUGAACGAGGAUUUCCAGGCACUUUCUUGCCUGGGACCUGCCACGUGGACCACGGCCGAGAGGAGCAGAGCUGGCACUGGCACUGGGGCUGGGGUUGGACACCAGCAGAAAGCCCACCUUGCUCGACCUGCCCACAAAGCCCACGGUGGCACAACCGUGCCGGAAAAGUUUCCAGCCAUGCCCAGCCCGAAAUGGCUUUUGAAAACCACUUGUAGCACAAAAAAAAAAAAAUCCACCAAAACUAUAAAGAGAAAUAUCCCGCACACUUUUUGCUCAGAUCGUUCUCCUUCAUACCUGGCCGCCAUCUAGGUAAAGGUAAAGGUGUUCAGCUGCCAAAGGUGGUUGAUUGUGGUGGGGUUUCAUUGCUGGGAGGAGAAACAAAAUCUGCCCACUCAAUUCAGGUGCUGGGAGGCGGCACUACGACCCACACUCACCCCCUGGGGCCCCUCGCUUUUGAGACUGAAGCUGUGCAAAACCCUUGGAGCUCCUUUUCCUCGCAGUUGUUGUACUGUGCUUAAAUGCUUGUGGUUUUGGCUGAGAAUCACAGGCUUAAAAAUUUCUUAAAGCAGCUUUUGCUGUUGGGUUUGCGUUUCCUCUGAAAAAAGAUUUGAUUCCCAGGAAUUGCAGCUUUUAAAUGUGAAAAAGCUAUCUGGAAAAGGUUAGCCUGAUCUGACAGCAUUAAAACCAAUUUGUAAAAGGCACGGGGUGGUGGUGGGGGGUUGUCUCAUAUGGCCUGGCACCUUGCUGCAUGUUCAAACUGAGGCAAAAUGUGUUUUGGAGUUAGGGCUUUGCAAGCCGCUUCGCAGGGACACAGCGCUCUUUCCCACGCCACUGAGCUGCUGCCUGACAGCAAAUAUCGCAGCUAAAAAUAGUGCCGUGCUGCGUACUGCCUUUGGGGGCGGGGGGGGGGGGGAGGAAUAUAUAUCUAACGAGGCCAGGUAGCCAAGCGAGUGGACACAGCAAGAAAAAAUGGGAUCGGGGAGCUGGGAGCCUGAAGCAGAUGCAGAGGACAACAUGGGACAGCUCCAUUUUUCCCAUUAAUGCACGCAUGUGUUAUGCAGAAAUUUCCUGACUUUUGGUAUUCCUGUCACAAAAAUGAGAGUGGGUUGGGGUGGGGGGAGAGUUAUCAGUCUGAGCAGCUGCAGCUGCACCAAGAUGUUUAAUUCCUGUCUUUUCAAGGAAUAAAUAGCUAGGAGUUAUUGCUCCUAAUCACGUGUAAAGCCCAGUGCUUUCCCAAGGAGUCUUGGAUGACUCCAAUUAACUUGGAUUUCUCUGUAGGUUUUACAGCUGCUUAAAAAGCCCUGUAAAAAAAAAAAAAAAAAGGGAGCAACACAACCACCCCAGCACGUCCCUGCAUUAAAUGUUGGCAUCUCUGUCACAAGGGCCAAGGCACGAGUAAGCCCAAAAUAGCACUCGGCAGACAGAGGGCCCCCCCCCCCCCAAUUUUGGGGUGGGAACAGGGUAUUUGGCAACUGCAGACAGGGUGAUUGCGUGAUGCCCAGCACCCCAGGGAGCAGGGCUAGCAUCAUAUCAGUGUUGCCUAAGCAAGGAGGGCUCAAAACACCCUAACUCUGCCCUGCCCGAGGCGAAACCAGGGCGGGGGGUGGGGGUGCACAUUGCUCUGGCAGGGGUUUGCUAAAUUAAAAACAAGCCAAAAAAAAUGCUACCGUCCCCUCUGCCAGGAUGGGCCCCACAGAGCUAAGCUCAGCUGCAGACGACUGGCCAGUUUUAUUUACAAAAACGACAAAGUGAGAUGCUCUGAUUUUCCUCAAAGCUUCCCACACACAUCCCUCCUCCUCCCCCUGCCGCCUUUUGGCUAUUUUUUAAUCUCAGAGAUAUUUUAUUUAUACAAAACUAGCUUGCAUAGCUCCAUCCAUAAUGUUGCAUGCUCCAGGCCUUUCGGCAGGAAUCAGGGCAUGGCAGAAGCCCUGCAUGUGACAGGAGCGCUCCUUUAGCAGAGAGGAGCAGGGAAAUGGAACAGCCUGUUCCCGUUACCAUUUAAACACCAUUCAGCCUGGCCAGCCUGCCUGUGCUUGCAUUUUGCUCCUUUGCAAACAUGCUGAUAGUGGCUCAUCAGCAUUUACCAGGUGGCAUCCCCUCAAAUGGCCGAUGAGAUUAAUGGGAUAAAUAUUAGUAAUUUAUUAGCAGAAAUAGCUCUGCGGUGCCGCCUCCAGCAGUAAUAGCACUUUGGGUAAUUUGGGGUAAUUUGUUCUGGGGAGAGGGCAGUUUAUUCCUGAUCUGUGAACUUAGCAUAGACAGCAAUAGUCUCUGCAUAUGGAGUAUUAAACACGCAGUAACUUCAACCACUGCUAAAGCGAUUAUCUUAUCUUCCCACUGUACAUUCCCACAGCUCCAGAGCCUAACAGCAGUAACUCUUACCAAAAAAGCAGUAAAACAGUUUAUUCACAAUGCAAGGGCCAAACGCCAACAUAAAGUUGCAGGAAGCCCAAGGAGCCCUUCAUUUCCCUCCACUAAUUGCAUUAUCUAAUAGAUAAAUGGAUUAACAGCGUUUUCUCAGGAAGAAAAAAAAAAAAAAGAAAAAGAACCGAUUUGCUGGCAGUGAGCCAAGUGCAAUGGAAACAAUUGCUGGAAGAGGCACGGAUAUUCAGUAUUGACUUAUGCAAACCACCAGCCUGCACUUCCCCCUGUGUUCCCCAGGAAUAAAUAUACAUGGUACAUCCCCCAGUGCUGAUGCUUCCUUCGCAACUGUGUCUUCAAAUAUGUAUCUAUCUGUAUUUCAUCAAGUUAAUGGACAAGCUGCUGCAUCUGUUUCUCCCUCACGGUUAUUUGCAGGGUUUAUUUUUCUGGUCUAGCGUUUUGUUUUUAAGCCCAAAUUGCUGCUGCCAGCUAUGCUGUAUGACCUGAGCGUGCAAGUGUCUCCCUGUGCUUUCCCAUCACCACCCAAAUCCCAGUCUUGCUACCCGGCUUGCCUAUGGGACCAGCCACAGCCCCACAACUCAUGGCUUACUGUGAGCAGGGGUCCUCAUCCUGUUGGGGAGGGUGCGCAAAUCCGAGGAGCAACAGCACCAGCGUGAAGGAGACUCCCAAAACACGAGGUUCUCAUCAGCAGCUUUAAGGAGAAGAGCCAAAAAAGCCUGAUGAGCUGUGAGGAAGAGGAGGGUUGCUCUUCCCAGCUGUAAGCCCCGAGCCAGCAGCUGGCAUGGGGUGCCUAGCCUGAAGCCAGCUGUGCAGAAAGGCAGCUCACUGCUCCAGGAAAAGCAUAAGGGCUUUUCCUGCUGGAGACUACCAACUGCAUGCUCAAAGCCCAGCCAGCGCUCACAACAACCCCAAAUGCACAGAGGAUGGUUCCUCUCUGCGGAGGUUUGCAAGGGUUUUUAACAACAGUAGGUCACUUGCACCUGCUGGAGCUAGGAAAGCUGGGGGUUAGCAUGGCAGGGAGCAUUGCAUGAGUGUCUCCUUGUCAAUACAGACCUAUGGUCCUACACAAUUCAAAAGUCCAACCAACCCCCCUCCCGAAGGGCCCCAAGCCAUUCCCACACAGCAUUUGCUUAGAGAAUCUGUCCCUGCGGUGUUUCUGGGCCACACACAGAGGAAAUGAUAUUUUCAGCAGACAAAGCAGCUGUUACCUGCUCUGCAGCCUUACCUGCUUCUUCUCCAACCCCGCACUGCCAGACUGCUGAACACAGAGCCAGGAGCAGCCUCCGAGGCCACUAAUGGGUGUGAGGAGCUGAGGGAGCCCCCCCGGCUGCCAGCACCCACCCACUGCAGCCCCCCUGGACCCAGCGAUAUCCCCCGCUCCUGCGAAGGUGCCAGCAGGGCCCCCAACCCUGCAGCAUGGCACAUCAACAUUUUUGCAGCGGGUCAAGAAAGCCAGCCCAGCGCCACUAUGCGGGGCAAGACGCAACCUGGGGGACAGCAGCCAGCUGCAGCACACAGAAACAGGGACACACACCGUAAAAAGCACUAGCACUCGCUGUAGUCUGGAAGGGGACAGGCAUGAGAUGGAAGAUGCUGGACUCAGACCCAGUGAAAUCAGGUUUCGAGAACCGCUUUGCUCCCAGCACAGCUGGCUCAGCUGAGAAGUUGCUCUUGGUUUAAUUUUAAUUAGAUCUUCUCUCCAGCACUGCACGAUUGAUUUGCUGCUUUGUCUGGCAGGACCGGCUGCUUGUUUUUAUGGAGUCAUCGUGACUCAGGAAGGCAACACUCCCUCCUUCUGCAUCUGCUCUCCCUGGUCUCCUCCUAUACCAGUUGGUGACUUCACUUAUUUUCCCCAAGCAGGCCACACGCAACACUGCUCUGGCAACAAAAAUUGUUGCUUUACAGUGUUGCAGCUCUGUAAAGCAAGAACAAGGAGGAUAAACAGUGUGCCUUUGUCCAGAGAGGGGAAUCCAUGGAAGAGGUGCUGUGCUAGCUCAGGUUUAAGUAUUCACGCAAAAAUGAAAGACUUUCCCAUUUGAACACAGUGAAAACAUGAAGCUAGCUACUGUAAAACCCCCGCAGCAGCUACAGCUGGGCACAGCAAGAACGUGAAUAACUCAAAGUAUUUAAUGUCACACGGUUAUCAAGGUCAGAGACCAAGGUGCAUCUCAAAGCAAGUCCUAUCAGGGCAGGUCACUCAGGGCCCUACUGAGUUUUGAACACCACCAAGGAUGGAGAUCCCACAAGCCCUCCGGGGCCCUGUCCCAUGGCUUGACACACACAAGCUCAGUGCCCUUUAGCUAAGAAGGAGGUUUACUUGGUGAAAAGCUAUGCCAUUUUAAGUCAUAGAGGCUGCUCUGCUCAGUGUGUGGAUUGUGACUGUAGAAUACCAUAGAUUAUUGCCUAAUAUUGCAUGUUGUUUUUAUUAUGCAUAUCUUGGAGAACUGCUUUAAGCUUGUAGCAACAGAUGGAGAAAACAUCACAUAAAGACGAAACAGUUACAUAAGCUGUUAGGAAAACAGCUUUCAGCAUAAGAAAACAUCCACGAUUCAAACAUCCAGGGUACAUACAGUGUAACAAGGCUUCACCUGAAAUACAAUUACCAGUGUGAAUGUAAAGGAAGUGGUGUGAAGGAGAAAUCCAUGAGUGACACUGAAAUGACCUGUCUAACCAUCAUUUUAUGGUACUUCAUCAUGGUUUGAACUCAGCUAAAAAUGUCUAGGAAGUAUAUAUAAAAUAAAACCAUAACAAGCAUAGUACAAUUUGUUUUAAUAGAGACAUUAAUUUACAUUCAUUUAUAGCAGUCAGAAAAGUGCUUCAGAAAAAGAAACCUAAGUAAAUGCAAGCUACAGUAAUACGAUCAUCUGAUUCCUAGUAUUUCAUACAUAAAAGGGCACUGUCAGAUAAAGAAGUCUGUUGCUUUACCAUAGAGCAAGUUGAAAACAAGUAGUUGUAUGGUGAAGAGGAACUUUUGCAUUUCAUGCAGUUUGGACAGUAGGAGCCAUGCUCCACACUAUUUGAACUUUCUGAAAUUCUCAGAAACUAAGGACUAGCUGCAAUAUUUUUUCUGCAAAACACUGGGCAGGAUAUCAUAUAAAAGAGAAGGAUGGGAGUUUUUAUUCCUUUUAAAAAAGAAAAAAACAUUCCUCCAUCCUCCCCUCUCCUCCCACAAUGAAAUUAGAUACCAUAAAAAAUAAUAAAGUGACAGAAGACUGGUCCCUGCAUGACUUGAGAGUCCCUCUAUGAAUGGCUGCAACUUUAGCAACUAUCUCAGGCUUAGCAGGAUUGGCUGGCCUGACAGCAAUCCUGCAAAGAUAAUGCUAUAUGGUUCACUUCACGUACUGAACCAUCAACAUGUCAAGCUACGUACGUGUCUAAAACCCUAUGACACCUAGGCCCCUGUAAAUGAAUAAAGCUAAUUAGGAAGAAAUUGGUGUUAAAUGCAAUUGCAGCUGGCAAAGGAAUCUAAAUGAAGAGACACCAGGUCACGUGAGUACCUGUGGGAAUAAGGGCAGCCCUGUAGCUUGAUUCAAAAGCCGUUCAUCAGACAUACACACACACACCAGCCCUGCUUUUGAAGUGAAUUCUGUACACAUGGUGUGUGCACUUGUGUCUACCAAUCAGACUGAGAUGCAAUUUCUGCAAGCUCACCCUUUCCAUCCAUUUGCUUGAUGGCUCCAAGGCCCUAGAACAAACACGUCACUUAAAAGAACAGAACAUACUUAUGCAAAACUUUGCAGACGUCAGCUUUAUGUAAGGUAUCAUCUCAAAGCCACCAAUUUUCCCUAUGAGUUGCUACCAGAAUGGCUAUACCUCCACCCUGUGUUAUGCUCAGGGCCUCUCUAAGCCAGAUCAGUCUUUGACUGCCCCAAGAUAUGUUCUGUUCUGACAGCUAUUGCUUGUACUUCUCCCUUUGGCAUCUCAUUUGUUAUUCUUCUAGGCUGUCUUUUCUACGAUGUGGUAAAACGCUCUUUUAAAGAGAGCCAUUCUCUUGCAGACUAACCUCAUCAGGUUGUUACACACUGUUGGACGGAGAGAUUCCUGAAGAGCCUGACCAUGCUGUAGCAGGUACUGAGGUUGGGGACACUAUUAGCAGAACUCCUUUGCACCAGCCUAAAACUUUGUAACCAUUUUACUGUUGGCAUGACAGGUGUGAAUAAAUUUUUACAGACAAUUUUUUUUUUUUU
Dromaius novaehollandiae (emu) is the source of this 7804-nucleotide messenger RNA. It is a transcript of the gene PARM1, whose product is annotated as prostate androgen-regulated mucin-like protein 1. The coding region runs from base 89 to 895 and encodes 268 amino acids. The transcript has 4 exons. NCBI's taxonomy places the organism in Eukaryota, Metazoa, Chordata, Aves, Casuariiformes, Dromaiidae. Gene Ontology annotation, cellular component: late endosome; Golgi apparatus; early endosome. The record is from RefSeq and is a predicted model, not a curated record.